CUGGCGGCUCCCACGUGGUGAGAGAGGUCUGGGGACAAUGAUGGCCCCACACUGCUGCUGCUGUCCCAGGCGCCUCUUGGCCAAGGCCCUCCUCCUGCUGCUGCUGCCGGCGCUGAGCGGGCCCCGGGCCGUGCUGCUGCAGACGGCCGAGGCCGUGCCGGGGCCAGGGCCUCCAGAUCCUGGGCAGCGGACGCUGUCGCCGCUUCCGCCCGGCCCCACCGCUGCCCAGCAGCCCGGUGUUGCCCCAGCUGAAGCUGCUGGGCCGCGGGGCUCAGAGGGAGGCAAUGGCAGCAGCCCCGGGGCGGGGCUUGCAGCGGACGAACAUGGAGGGAAGGCCGGGGAAAGCUCAGUGGGUGGCAGCCUUGCCGUGAGCCCCAACCCUGGCGACAAGCCCAUGACCCAGCGGGCCCUGACCGUGUUGAUGGUGGUGAGCGGCGCAGUGUUGGUGUACUUCGUGGUCAGGACAGUCAGGAUGAGAAGAAGAAACCGAAAGACUAGGAGAUACGGAGUUUUGGACACUAACAUAGAGAACAUGGAAUUGACACCUUUAGAACAAGAUGAUGAGGAUGAUGACAACACAUUGUUUGAUGCCAAUCAUCCUCGAAGAUAAGCGUGCCUUUUGAUGAGAGGACUUCGUCUUUCUACAGUGAAGAGCAGAAUUUCUAUGUUUAAGGAAUAAGAAGCCACUAUGUAAAUGGGGGUGGGGUAUUUAAGUUACAUAUAUUAUGACAACCUUUAAUUUGUUGUUGCAUUAAAUGUAUCAUUUUGUUAUAUUUUUUUGUAUAGAAGUGCUCUAUUAAUAGGCUCUGAGUUGUUGGGAUGAAGUGUACUGUAUUAGUUUAUCUGUUUGAAAGUUACUUUAAAGCAAGGCGUUAUAUGAUCACUUUUUGUUUCCUGCUUACUACAGUACUGUAAACUUUUCUUAUACGUACUAAUUGGUUAAGGUUGAUUAUUUUUGCUGAUGUCAUAUUUCAAGGAACUGUAAGUCCCAACAACCAACUGGUGUGUAAAAAUAAUUAAAAUUUUCCUUUACUAAGACAUAUUUCCCAUUUUUGUGGGGAAAGGAAGCUGAAUUUAUUACUUUGUGUUGAGUUUUUUAAAAUAUUAAUAAAUGUCUGAGUUAUUAUAUGCAAAACAAUAAAUGUGAUCUAAAACACUUUCAAAGUGGUACAGACUAAAUGUGUUCAUAAAUCUAAAGACUAUGACAUUGGGCCAGAGGGCGGUGUUGUACUAACCCGAUGCCCUAUAAUGUCGAACUCACAGAGGAGGGUGCCAGGUUCACGUCCUGAGGUCUCCCUGUACCCACCAAGCAGACACAUGCACCCAUUGAUCCAUGCUGACUGAGGCUAGAGAUGGGCCGUGUUGUG
Tupaia belangeri chinensis (Chinese tree shrew) is the source of this 1367-nucleotide messenger RNA. RefSeq names its product family with sequence similarity 174 member A (gene FAM174A). The record is from RefSeq and is a predicted model, not a curated record. Bases 38 to 610 code for a protein of 190 amino acids. NCBI's taxonomy places the organism in Eukaryota, Metazoa, Chordata, Mammalia, Scandentia, Tupaiidae. The transcript has 3 exons.